UUACACAGUAUAACACAAGUCGUGACCUUUGGGCAGUCGUGGCCUAAUGGUUAGCGGGUUGGACUUCGAGUCUCGGGUCCGGCAGGAAUUGUCGGUGGGGGGAGUGAAUAACCAGCGCUCUCUUGCAUCCUCAAUACCACGACUGAGUGGCGAGGAUUCUCUCGAUGGCCUUAUGAGACACAGAUGUCCCCUGACCCCUUCGCUGUCCCCACGGAAACGGACCACCAGCCAAAGCAAAACGGAGCCUCCACUUCUGAGGACGAAUAAGAGGACAAUCUACACCGCAGGACGUCCACCCUGGUACAAUGUUACUGGGACCACCUUUAAAGAAGCUUUUGUAAUAGGUCUGUGUGGAGGAAGUGCCUCUGGGAAAACCACUGUGGCCAAUAAGAUCAUAGAGGCUCUUGACGUUCCUUGGGUUGUUCUGCUCUCUAUGGACUCUUUCUAUAAGGUUUUGAGUAAAGAGGAGCAGGAGUUGGCGGCAAGAAACGAGUACAACUUUGAUCAUCCUGAUGCCUUUGAUUUUGAACUGCUGGUAACUGUGUUGAGAAAACUGAAAAAGGGCAAAAGCAUCAAAGUGCCAGUGUACGACUUUACCAGUCACAAUCGUCGCAAGGAGUGGAAAACUGUCUAUGGGGCCAACGUUGUGAUAUUUGAGGGAAUCUUGGCUUUUGCCAACAAGGAGCUUUUAAAGCUCCUAGACAUGAAGGUGUUUGUUGACACAGACUCAGACAUCCGGCUAGUCAGGCGGCUAAAGAGGGACAUCACGAAUAGAGGGCGUGACAUUGCAGGUGUCAUUAAACAGUACAACAAAUUUGUCAAGCCAGCAUUUGAGCAGUACAUCGAACCCACUGUUCAAGUUGCAGAUAUUGUGGUACCAAGAGGUGGAGAAAACUUUGUAGCCUUGGAUCUGAUUGUUCAGCACGUUCACAGUCAGCUGGAAAAGAGGAAACUCCGCUGGGAUAUAUCAGCCCUGGCAUCUGCCCAUCAGGGUCAACCUUUACCCAAGACCCUGAGUGUCAUGGAGAGCACCCCACAAGUCAGAGGAAUGCACACUAUUAUCAGGAAUAAAGAAACCAGUCGGGAUGAAUUUAUAUUCUAUUCAAAGAGAUUAAUGAGGCUUCUCAUAGAGCACGCUCUGUCCUUCCUGCCGCUGAAGCCGGUGUCUGUUGAAACUCCUCAAGGAACUGUAUAUGAAGGGAAGAGGCUGAGUGGGAAAAGGAUCACUGGUGUGUCCAUUCUACGGGCAGGAGAGACCAUGGAACAGGCCUUGAUGGCUGUUUGUAAGGACAUUCGGCUCGGAAAGAUCCUCAUUCAGACUAAUCAUGACACAGGAGAGCCUGAGCUCCAUUACCUCCGUCUGCCCAAGGACAUCAGUGAGGACUACGUUAUCCUGAUGGACAGCACUGUGUCUACAGGAGCGGCAGCUCUCAUGGCUGUCAGAGUCUUACUUGAUCAUGAUGUCCAGGAGGAUAAGAUCUUCCUGCUCUCUCUGCUCAUGGCAGAGAUGGGCGUUCACUCAGUGGCCUACGCCUUUCCCAAAGUGCGCAUUAUCACCACUGCCGUGGACAAGAACGUCAACGAUGAGUUUCACAUCAUUCCAGGGAUUGGUAAUUUUGGGGACCGUUACUUUGGGACUGAUGCUCCUUCAGACUGGUAUGAAAGUGAUGAGGGGAUGGACUACUGAAUUUCAUUAAGACCUGUAUGUGAGCGACUAUAUCUGCAUGUAUUAAUCUCAUAUGAUUGUGGACCCAUUGCCCUGCCCUAUAUAAGCAUAAGCCUUAGCCGCCUCUUGCUCUCGAUCUUGCAAUACUACAUGCUACAAAUGAGCCCAUGCUCAAUAAAGGUCAAAGCAUCAACGGACCCCCAAACAUGGGAGAUUACUGCUCAUUAGCUUUCCUUGAAGUGUCCACAUGACCGUCACAAUUUGAGAAAUUUUCAUUAAUACUUGAACUGAUAAGAGUGGAAUAAUAAGGGCACACCACGGUUUCUUCAUGGGUGUGUUUACAAUGGCAUACUACCAAACUACCUUGUACUGUUUUUCAGUAGUAUGAGUGUACAGUUUAUACUGUAUAAAACAGUAUAUAUAAUUGAUCGCAAACACAGAACAUACUCAAUGUUUGUUAGCUGAUUUCAUGUCGUCUUGACUUAAUUUGCUUUGUAUAGCAUUUAUGGCAUACAUGUGCAUUUUACACUAAGUGGAAGAAAGAUUUCCAUAUGCCUGCUUCAAUUUAGCCUGCUUUUAAUACUGCAGUCUUGCUAAAAAUGUGCAUAAAUGUUACUACCUUUAAUAGUAGCCCAAGCACAAAAUAGGAUUUGGGUCAAACAACAUGCUUACUGCAAUUUACUGCAAUGCUGCAGUUCCACUCAUAAACAGCACAUAUGUUGUUCAGUCUACAUUUACUUUGUUGUUUUGGCUUUUUUUCCAAUUGAUUGGUGUCUUAGGCGAUACAGAUGUGAAAUGCCAAUCAAUAUAUCAGUCUACUUGAUAGCGUUAGUGUGUAAAAAUGAAAUGGGACUUUUGUUAAUAUAAAAUUCAUUUUUAAGUCCAAAGGAAUAAUUUUCCUCGUCAUUGGUUUUAGCAUUUAGCACUACAGUACCACUGAGGGGAAUAAAAUCAGGUUUGUCGUUUUGUUAUAUACUUGAAUUUUAAAAUGUAGAUAAGGUAUAUUUAUUUUUCAUGCCUGAUUGAGGAGAGGCAACGACAGAUUGAUUUGCAAUUACAAAAGUUGAGAAACAAUUAAUGAAGAACAUUUUGGAGGUCUUUUAGCAGAAAUUAAACCAAAAAACAGAGCAAAACGUGCUUCUCCUGAACUUCCACUGUUACGUGUCAUCUAAUGCAUUUUUUUAAUAAACCUGAUCAGAGUAAUAGUGCCAAAAUGCACAUACAGCUACCUGAGAUGCACUUAAAUUUAUGUAAACAAACAUUUUGAUUACAUUCUCACCUAAAGGGUAGUGUUGCACAUUAUUUCAGUGGCAUUUAUUAAAAAAUGACUGUCUAUUUGGUCCCACUUGAAAAAAUAAAAUAAUGAAAUUGACAUGUCUUAUAUUUCUUUGUAUAUUUGUUUUCUAAUUGGAACUGAGAUUUGGUUUGUUUUUAUUUUUUGCACAGUGUUUUUAUUGCCUGGGUAUGUGUUAUUCUGAAUCACAUCUCAGUAAUGGACUUCAGACUUAACUACAUUGGCAGCAAUAUGCAUUAUUAUAAGGGAAAAAUAUUUCUCUUAUUUAAGUUCUCUCUCUCCAGAGAUGUAUACUGUAAUUAUUUUGUUGUAUAUGUAUGAUGAUCUGUUUACGAGCUUCAAACUGACCUCCAGUGUUGUAAGCCAUUCCACUUCUAUUGAACAAUUUUUUUCUUCCUGUAUGUAUAAAUAGCGCAAUAAAAA
This is a messenger RNA of Onychostoma macrolepis, 3383 nucleotides long. RefSeq names its product uridine-cytidine kinase-like 1. The record is from RefSeq and is a predicted model, not a curated record. The coding region runs from base 47 to 1687 and encodes 546 amino acids. Lineage: Eukaryota; Metazoa; Chordata; Actinopteri; Cypriniformes; Cyprinidae. Gene Ontology annotation, molecular function: ATP binding; kinase activity. The transcript is spliced from 15 exons. Gene Ontology annotation, cellular component: cytoplasm.